UUGCUAAACAAUCAGUUGCGAACGGCAGGUGUAGCUGUAUCUCAUUUUAAAUUAUAAGUGCUGUUUCGCACAUUCAUGACAUUCUUUAAGAGGAACUCUGACUUAACUACUAUUAUGAAUCACGUGAAGUGAUGCCGUCGUCAUCGUUAAUGUUGUAAUAAGUGGAAGAUAUUGAUAAUGAGGUUAUGUUGCCCGAGUUGUGUCUCCUGCAACACAAAUUGACGCUGCAGAUCGAGAUGACUUACUUGUACUUGUCUUUGCAAUGUUACAUAGAGUUUGCAUGGUCUCCGAUUUCUUCUAUCCUAACAUGGGUGGAGUUGAAGAGCACAUAUUUAAUUUAUCCCAGUGUCUUAUCAGUCGUGGGCACAAAGUGAUUGUUCUGACACAUUCCUAUGGAGAAAGAGUUGGUGUUCGAUAUAUGACAAACGGCUUAAAGGUGUUUUAUCUUCCAGUGAGAGUGUUUUAUAAUCAGUGCGUGCUUCCAACGAUGGUGUGCUCCCUUCCAUUGAUUCGCUACAUUUUUAUUAGGGAGAGAAUAACAAUUAUACAUGGCCAUUCAGCAUUUUCAGCACUGGCCCAUGAAGCAAUGGUUAUUGGAAGAUUAAUGGAUUUAAAGACGGUGUUUACAGAUCAUUCUCUGUUUGGUUUUGCUGAUGCCUCUGCUAUUAUCACAAACAAACUCCUAGAGAUAUCACUAGCAGACUGCAACCACUGCAUUUGUGUGUCACACACAGGGAAGGAAAAUACUGUGUUGAGAGCCAGGGUCCACUGUGAUCGUGUGUCAGUCAUUCCCAAUGCAGUUGACACAGCUGCGUUUACCCCUGACCCCAGCAGACGAAGCACAGACACAAUCACAGUUGUGGUGAUAAGUCGACUGGUCUAUAGGAAAGGAGUUGAUCUGAUGGCUCAAGUCAUUGCUGAGAUCUGUCCACGAUACCCACAGCUGCAGUUCCUUAUUGGUGGAGAUGGCCCAAAGCGUUGGCUCCUGGAAGAAGUGCGAGAGCGCGGUGGAUUGCAGGAUCGUGUCACUCUUCUUGGGAGCCUGGAGCACUCGCAGGUGCGCGGUGUUCUUACGCGCGGACACAUCUUCCUGAACACGUCUCUCACAGAGGCAUACUGCAUGGCCAUAGUAGAGGCUGCAGCGUGUGGAUUGCAAGUAGUCAGUACCAGGGUAGGGGGCAUCCCUGAGGUUCUGCCAUCAGAGUUGAUCUAUCUCACCGAGCCAAAUGUUCCAUCUCUGUUGCUGGGUUUAGAGACGGCGCUUGCCAACCUGAAUUCAGGUAAUGUAGUGCCUCCAUGGGAGUGCCAUCAUCGUGUAGCGUCACUGUACAACUGGAUGAAUGUGGCGCAGCGCACUGAGACUGUGUAUCAUCAGGUGGCUGGUGAGAAGACCAAGACACUAGGAUCACGGCUUCGCAGUUACAUGGCACGUGGAGUGCUUCCCUUCCUCCUUGUUGUCACUCUCGCUCAUCUGAUGCUGCGCUUCCUUGAUUGGAUGGUGCCUCGCCAAGGUAUAGAUAUUGCAAAAGAUUACAACGUAACUAGUCAUAUUAUGGGUUCAAGUCACUCAAAUGGAGAUGUUCACUGCCACCCCUACCAGGCCAGAAAGAAACUAUCUUGACAUCGGCCGGCUUUCAGCAAACACCAAAGAAACUGCAUGAAAGAAUUUUCAUUGUAAAUGUUGUACAAAAAGAGAUUUAUAUAAAAUCUGUUGAAACCAAAAUAUGUGCUGUACUACUAUUUGAGUUGAAUUAUUAAACAUUUGUUUCAAUAAACUUA
Molecule: messenger RNA, 1779 nt
Organism: Zootermopsis nevadensis
Lineage: Eukaryota; Metazoa; Arthropoda; Insecta; Blattodea; Termopsidae
Gene: PIG-A
Product: phosphatidylinositol glycan anchor biosynthesis class A
Biological process (GO): GPI anchor biosynthetic process
Cellular component (GO): glycosylphosphatidylinositol-N-acetylglucosaminyltransferase (GPI-GnT) complex
Molecular function (GO): phosphatidylinositol N-acetylglucosaminyltransferase activity
Source: RefSeq, a predicted model, not a curated record